AUGAAGAUCUUAAGCUUGCUGCUGCUGCUGCGGCUGCUGCUGUGGGUGCAGUUCGUGCUGCAUCUGUGGCUGCACUUGCUGCUUUUGCUGCUGCUGGCUGUGCUGCUGCUGCUGGUGCUGGUGCUGCUGCUGCUGUUGAUUUCGUUGUUGCUGCUGCUUCUGUUGGUGUUGUUGCUUCUGCUGUUUUUGCUGUUGUUGCUGCUGCUGCUUCUACUGGUGUUGCUGCUGGUGUUGCUGCAGCCUUUUCUGCUUCUGUUGCAGCAGCAGCAGCAGCAACAGGAGCAGCAGCAGGAGCAGCAGCAGGAGCAGCAGCAGCAGCAGCAGCAGCACUUCUGCUGCCUGGUUUCGGAAAGUACAUGGAUACGAUGUCUUCUGCUUCCUGCCGCAGCUCAGGAGAGACCCAAAUUGUGGGCGAGCAGCAAGCAGCAGCAGCUUGCUGCUGCUUCUGCUGAUGUUGCUGCUGCCUUUUCUGCUUCUGUUGCAGCAGCAGCAGCAGCAACAGGAGCAGCAGCAGCAGCAGCAGCAGGCGCAGCAGCAGCAGCAGCAGCAGCACUCCUGCUGCCUGGCUUCGGAAAGUACAUGGAUACUAUGUCUUCUGCUUCCUGCCGCAGCUCAGGAGAGACCCAAAUUGUGGGCGAGCAGCAAGCAGCAGCAGCAGCAGCAGCAGCAGCAGCAGCAGCAGCAGGAGAAUCUGAGUCACCAGCAGCAGCAGCAGCAGCAGAAGCAGCAGCAGCAGAUUCAUCUAGAAAGACAGAACAGGGCAAACCAUAG
This is a messenger RNA of Eimeria mitis, 771 nucleotides long. RefSeq lists its product as uncharacterized. Lineage: Eukaryota; Apicomplexa; Conoidasida; Eucoccidiorida; Eimeriidae. Gene Ontology annotation, molecular function: transcription cis-regulatory region binding. Gene Ontology annotation, cellular component: nucleus. Bases 1 to 771 code for a protein of 256 amino acids. The transcript is spliced from 2 exons. The record is from RefSeq and is a predicted model, not a curated record. Gene Ontology annotation, biological process: regulation of transcription by RNA polymerase II.